Messenger RNA from Strongylocentrotus purpuratus (purple sea urchin), 1092 nucleotides. RefSeq lists its product as uncharacterized. The transcript is spliced from 3 exons. The record is from RefSeq and is a predicted model, not a curated record. NCBI's taxonomy places the organism in Eukaryota, Metazoa, Echinodermata, Echinoidea, Camarodonta, Strongylocentrotidae. Bases 1 to 1092 code for a protein of 363 amino acids.
AUGGAGAUUUUCUUAGAGCAAUUUGUAAAGAAAGCAAAAGGAUUGGCUGAAGAAGGAGUGGUCGGUAAGGACCUGGGCUCCUUUCGAGCAGGCAGAACAGUUGGGAGCAAGUCACAGGGAUUCAGGUUACUACAGAAGCAUAUUAAGACAAAAAAGCAUCAAGCCAAAGUGAGAAAUACUAACAUAUAUGCAGCCACAAAAAGACCCCCAGUAGAACCGAACGAAGAAAAUGAGUACGCUUCUUCAGCUCCUUCAUGGACUCCUACCAAUGCUGAUGAAGUGAAAGCAUACGUGGUGAUCAACAUUCUAAUGGGAAUCAACAAAACAUCCAAAUACCUGGACUGCUGGUCCCAAGAUCAGGCUCUGAGAAAUGAGUUCAUAUCAAAGCUGAUGACAAAGAACAGGUACAAGAAACUUUGUCCUUACUUUCACUGUAGCAAUAUCCGUGAAGACCAUGACGAAAAUGACAAAAUUCAAAUGGUCAGGAACUUGGUCAAUAUACUCCAGGAGAAUUUCCCAAACAUGUUUGUACCAGGACGGUCACUCUCCAUCGAUGAAGCCAUGAUAAAAUACAACGGAAGACUGUCUUGGAAGCAAUAUAUGCCCAAGAAACCAACUAUAAAGUGGGGCAUAAAACUGUGGUGCCUUUGUGAUUCAGCAACUGCAUACUGUCUAGCUUUCCAAGUGUAUACAGGAUGUGGAAUAAAUGCCCUACUUGUGCAGGAGUUUGGCCUUUGCUACACAGUUGUCAUGGGGCUGAUGAACAGAUAUCUUCUGAGCAACCAUACUGUCUAUACAGGGAAUUUCUUUUCUUUGUUGCCGCUAGCUGCAGACCUCCUCCAAGUUGACACAUACUUCUGGGGUGCACUCAGGAGCAAUCGGAUUGAAGUCCCCCGUGAACUGCCCAACAUGAGGCUGCAUAAGUAUGACACUGUCAAGUGGGUGAAGGCCAACAUCAUGGUGACGAAAUGGAAGAACAACAAGGAUGUGUACAUGCUAUCCACAAACAACGAUGGAAGUUAUGUUGAGAAGCAGCGGACCAACUUCAGGCGAGAGGAAAUCAUCUCCAUUCCUUCGGUCAUCACUGAUUAA